CCAACCUCAUAAGAUCAAGAUUGAGUCUUGAUGGAGUGACACUUUACACAACUUCUGACUACGAUCAUAUCAAUUUCAACAUAUUUAAAAAGAGAUGUCUUCCUCAAGAGAUCGAAGCGUUGGAUUGGAUGAAGAUCUCGAUGGAUAUGCAUCAGAAUCAGAAGGAGAUUCAAUCUCUCUAGCAAGUAGAGACACAGAUGAUGAAUCUGACAGGGACGACAGCGAAAGUGAAGCUGAAGAGAUCAGCGAUGAACAUUACGCUGCAAUUCGAUCAACCGUCAUUGAUAUCACAACUGCUCUUGGUGGAUUGGAGGAAGAUAUAGAUGAAGAUGGAAAUAUACGCAAAGUAUAUGCAAUCGGUGAUGAGUGCCUACGUUGUCUACGUGAUUUGCGAACACUUCUCCAUCAAGAUGAGGAUGAUACUACAAGAGUGAUCCCAAUGAUAUUCAGUGAAGUAAAUGUCAUUCAACGGGGAUUGUUACCUCUCCUUCUCAAAGCAGCUGAUAUGGGAGAACGCGGUAGCAAGAUUGCAUUGGCCUGUACAGACCUGAUCACCACAUUGACAUGGCCGAUAGAUAUGGCAGCCGAAAUCCAAGCUGCGAUCAAUAAAGACGACAAUUCAGCUGCAGUACCGGAUUACAGACGAUUCCAAAGUGUUCUUGUAUCUUACAAGGCCAGCAUCUUGCGAAGUCGAUCGGGCGAAACAGGCAGUAGCAAUCGUAGCGUAUUGAGCACAAUCAUGUUGCACAUCCUACUACCUGCCAUCUCCAAGCCAAGACAUAAACGUACCGAACGAGAGAUUGGAACGAUCAGCAUGUGCUUACAUCUUUUCCGCAAUUUGUUGGCAAUUCCGGAUCCUGAGGCCACUUCCUUGAGCGGAUCAGAAUUGAUCGCUUUGUCUAACCUUCAAAACGAUCUUUUGGUUGAGUUGAAAUCUUCUCACAUUUUGGAAACUUUGUUGAUGCUCGCAAGUAAUGCCCAAUCGCGCGAUUUUGAGGCAUGGAAUAUCGUCACUGCAGAGUGUGUGUAUCACAUGUACUCCAGUGCUUUGCCUGAGCAAUUGAUUCAAAACAAUCAAACACACAUCCCAGGUCCCUCUACGUCCUCGACAAGCCGACAGAAUACAAGUCUUCAGAAUUCAUUAAAAGCAGAAUCACGCUUGAAGAGCAGUGAGAUACUUUCAUCAGGUACGUCUCGCCAUUCUCGUUACUCGACAACGAUCAAUUUCAAAGACGCAGAAGGCGCAGUCCGCAUCGCGAGAACGCAACGAGCUCUUCGAAAGACGAAAGAAGAGCUGCAACUGCAAUACAAAGAGAAGAAGCAGAAGAGGAAGAUUCAACGUAAGAGAGCACUGGAUGAGGUCGGUGCAAGCAGUCCAAGAAGAAGUUGGACACUUGCAGCAAAAGCGGUCGUAUCAGAAUGGGCAAAGAACUUUGUACAAAUGGGUUUUGAACCUCUCAUUCGAUCAGUCGUAAAAGAUAUCCGCUCUGAAAGUUUCAAGGCAGGAGACAUUGCACAAACAAGAACCAAGAUGAUGCGAAUAUCGAAUUUCUUCUUGGAAUAUUUCUUCCUACAAAAAGCGCAAGAGGACCGCAAAAGGCAAGCCACUCGUCAACGAUCAAGUGAGAAUGAAGCUGCGCCUGCAGAGGAUGAAGAUGAAGCCGUGGAGUGGACGUUCGAUCUAAUUGAUUAUUGGCUCGAGCCUUGGGCUUUGAAGAUGGCAUGGAUGCGAGCCAAUACAGCUCGGGACGAUAAGACUUGGCUAGAAUUCGCAACUGCCGUGAAACUUUGGACGACACUGUUAAAACUGGUGGAGAUGCUCAGCAAAAGCCCAAAUCGAGAAGAUACUGAGAUGGCCGAAGGCAUCUUAGCGAUGCACUUUUACGAUGAAUUGGCCUUGGAUGCUGCAAAGGCUGUGACCAAAUCCUACGGCAAUCAAAGUUUCCGAUGUUUAGAAGCAAUCCUUGACUUUGCCCAUGUGAUGCCAAAAGCACUCGAACGAUAUUCAAAAGACAAGGAGAAUCUCUUUGUCAAGAUCAAGAAGCAAGCGAAGAAAAGAGCCGAGAAGGAUCAAGGAGCAGGCGAGAAUGACAAUGCACCAACGAACGCAGAAGAAGAAGAGCAGGAGAUGCGUCAAGUUGUGGAGAGCAAGAUCAAAGAGAGAAAGUUUGAAUUUGAACGAUUCCAGUCUCAUCUUUCGUCGAGUCAACUGAUUGAAGCUUGCUUCACAUAUCUUGCCCGAUGGCUUGAUGUGACGGAACGUGUGGAAGAACACAUGAGCGGAGUUAUUCAUGUUCUGCAUCGACUGGCAAUCAAAGCCAAUAAUUUGCGUCUUUUCUUCCCUUACGAAAAGCGUUUGGCCAUUAAGAAGAUUCAAAAGGAUGCUGCUUUUUGGCAAUACCUUCAAUCCAAUGCACCUAAGAUUGUGCCUGAUGCACAAAAGCUGUUCAAGUAUAUCCUCGACAAAUUUGAACGUCUUGAUGAAACUGAAAAGGGAUAUUGGGCAGAAGGAAUGAAAGCGCCUAAACCUGUCAAAGUGUUCAAGAUGCCAACGGAAAUUGAAAUCAUUGAGAGCAAAGGACAGGCAGAAGAUAUCAAGAUUGCCGUUGGCAUUUUGAUGGAGGCGGAUAAGUUGCCGGCUGUAAUGUGGGUCAAAUCACAUUUGGAAGAAUCCCUACGUUCGAAGCUUGCGAUCGUGGAUGAGGUGCGAGAAGAUGGCGAUGCACAGCAAGAAUCACAAUCUGAACACGAUUCAGACGAGGAGCGUGAAAGACCUGACAAAGCUCUUGAACGUGCUUCUGAAUUGUUCCACGAUCAUCAAAUGUCCUACUUUGACGAUAACGAAUUGCGGGAUGAUGCAUCAAAGAGACCAGAAGUGAAGCUUUUGUGUCGACUGGUCAACUUGCGCAGUAAUGAAGAUGAUGAUCAUCACUGGGUUUGGACUGUUCCAGCAACUCAUAUGCCGGAAGAGUUAAAAACUCAGAUUACCUUCAUCGAACAGGGAAUGAACGGUGAACUCAGAGAUGAGCCAUGGGCAACGCUAGUAAGAAGGGUACGAAAGCAAACAAGAAUCACCCGAACGGUUGUGAAUGAAUUCGGUGAGGAAGAACAAGUUUACGUUCCUCGUCAAAGAGCACCACGAAAAGACACUCGUCCAAACACAUUCGUUGAUGAUUUGAUCGAAGAUAGUGACGAAGAAAUUGAAGCUGCUGAACGCAUGCUAGCACAACAAAGGAUGCAAGAAGCACGUCGUGACAAUAUUGAUAGUGAUGAUGACGAAGCAAAUUUGAGCACUCUAGACGACGCUGCUUCUCCAUUGCAAAAUCGAAUUCGAUCAAGCGAUCGUUCAAGCCGAUCAAGUUCCGUUACGGGUUCAUCUGUCCAUAAUGAUGCUUCUCCGCAAAAGGUUUCACCAGCACGCAAGAAACGUACUUUAGGCUCUCUGAGACGCAGUCAGCCAUCCAACGAUCUCUUCUUCGGAUUCCAAGAUAGCGAAGAAGAAGAAGAUUCUCAACAAGAGUCCCCCAAAAGGCUCAAAGGGGUUCACACUUCAUCUCCUGGACGGCCCGAUUCUGAGAUGGAGGUUGCUGGUGAUGGAGAUAGAUCCAAUGCUGCAUUGGAAGAAGCGCAACUAUCUUACGAUCCUACCAUUCGCAAGAGGCGUGCUCUCAUCGUAGAUAGUGACGAUGACGAAUAGGUUCACACGGCUUAGCAGUUCCUCCGUAUAAUUUAUAUCAUGUAUCAUUCUCAUAUCAGUCGUAUUGUAGCA
This is a messenger RNA of Meira miltonrushii, 3769 nucleotides long. RefSeq lists its product as uncharacterized. Gene Ontology annotation, cellular component: replication fork protection complex. The record is from RefSeq and is a predicted model, not a curated record. Gene Ontology annotation, molecular function: DNA binding. The coding region runs from base 95 to 3697 and encodes 1200 amino acids. Gene Ontology annotation, biological process: DNA replication checkpoint signaling; replication fork arrest; DNA repair. The transcript has a single exon. NCBI's taxonomy places the organism in Eukaryota, Fungi, Basidiomycota, Exobasidiomycetes, Exobasidiales, Brachybasidiaceae.